Molecule: messenger RNA, 2300 nt
Organism: Mizuhopecten yessoensis (Yesso scallop)
Lineage: Eukaryota; Metazoa; Mollusca; Bivalvia; Pectinida; Pectinidae
Exons: 5
Coding region: 87-2204 (705 amino acids)
Source: RefSeq, a predicted model, not a curated record
GCGCAUUAUUCACCCGGAACUACUUUUCAGGUUGCGAUACACAACGAAAAUGACGUCGCUGAUUCCACAUUACCCAAGUGAGGAAAAUGGAUAAACCUAAUAAAGUCACCAUGGACGAUGAGUCAGAUAUUCUAGCUGCUGGAGCUUCCUGGCUAUGGAACCUGUUGAACAAACCGGAGAAAGAAAUCAUCAGAUUACUUCAAGAGAACCCAGACCUUGUGAGACAAAAAAUAUCACUGACUUGCUUGGGUCAAUUGAAGGUGAAUGAGAACCCAGAAUGUGAAUGUUCUAGACAACUGGAGACUCUACAAGGGCGUGAAGGUCAGACAACUGAAGACCUGCUAGCAGAGCUCCACACCACCUUACUGCUCGGGGUUUGUCCACAUGUUCUGUCCAUCCUCCAGAACUAUGAUGGAACACAGUUACCGUCAGGAUUUACAGCCAAAUCUGAAGUCAAGGACAAUAUAUAUGAAACAAUAACCAAGUUGUUUAAAAAGCAUAAACAUUCUACUGGAAUUGAUAUGAACCGCUCCCCAUCAGAGAUAGGGGAAGGUUCUGUGCGGUCCUACAUGCUCAAGAGCCUUAUUCCCUAUUCAUGCACUGCCUCCAUUACUGCUAUUCACGUAGCAACAGCUCUUGGAAAACGCAAACUUCUUAGAGAAAUUUUGUCAGAUAGAUUGACUCCAGUGGGCAGUUUAUGUUUUCAUUUUGAGACUGGAUAUCACAGUAUUUCCCCUUUUCAUACUGCAGUGUUGCAUAGAAAAUACAAAGUCAUUGAUUUUCUGAGAAAGAAAUUUCCAAGCAUGGCUGGCAACAUGGAUAGACACUUCGACCGUGGAAAUAUCACUCCCUCUACCUUGGCAGCACAAAUGAAUGAUGUUUCUGCUUUAGAACACCUACUGAAAGACAAACAAUGUUUCAGUGGUAUGAACUCGAAGGCAUUGCUUGUUUCUCUGGAAAACAGAUCUAUGGACUGUGUAGAGUUUCUCGUCAAAAGAAACCAUGUUCGACUAGACAGCAGAGUCCUGGCUAUGAAUCGAGAUGUAUCACAUUUCUUUAACUUACACAAGUCUGAUCCAACCGUCAAACUGCUUAAAGAUUUGAUCACACAACCUUCAGAAAGAGACUUCCUCAAACUGAUAGUGGAUUACGAAUGUUUCCCGGUUUACUUCAUUGUUUCUUUAUGUAUAUACCUUGAUGCCACUGAGACAACAAAGUUUCUACUUGAAUCCACAAAAGCCAAUUCAAUUACAAAGUUUUCAAAAUUUAUGAAUCUGGUUACCUUGGCAACACUAAAAAACUCACCCAGCCUUCUCAAGGUACUUAUUAGAUAUGUUAGAUUUCGGCAUACCUUCCACUAUACAGUUUGUUCUCCACUAUACUGGGCAAAAAUGUUGCACUAUGAUGCAUGUGUGAAGAUCUUGGAAAAGCCAUUAUAUUAUUGUCGUAAACAGAAAGAAAUAAAUGACUCUGACUUUGCAACAGUCCCUCCAUUUCCUGCUCUACUUCUGGAGACAAAUGUGAUUGAAAUUGAUCUGCUUGGAAUUGUAAGUAAACUGAAGGAAUUUGGAUACGACAUCAAUGCAGCCAUAACAACAGGUUCAUCAUGCCUGAAUUUAGCCACAGAUCAGAGGAACACAUCUGCUUCUGUUAAAAAGAAUGGCAAACUUGUUAGCCUUUUGCUUGAACUAGGAGCAGACGUAUUUGCUACAAAAAUGUAUCAAAUUCGUGGGCAAGGGAUGAACCCAUCAAUGCUGCUGCGUAUGCUUUUGGCCAAUGUUGACAUCAGUGGACCACAAACUGCAGAGCUGCAAAGCUCUAGACCACAGAUUAUCAUGCCACUAGUCAAUAGUGAAAUGCAGUUGUUAACAUUACGUACUGCACACACUAUUUGUAAAGAUGAUGUUGAAUUCUUGAGAACAAAGUUAAAGGAAAUGACAGAUUUGGAGGGAUUUGAUAGAAACACCAGAAUGUAUCAAGAUCUCAAAGACCACCUCGAUGAAUACGUUGACAAUCCCCAGACACUGAGGCGCCUUUGCAGGAAUUUUAUUCGUAGAACAACUGGCAUUCACUUACACAACUUUCUGAAGGGUCAAAUCUUACCACAGAGGCUGGUCAAUAUAUUGACACUGAAAGACGAUUUGGAGCCAUAUUGGCAGAGCUGUCAAGAGAACCAGUUUUGGAAAUACGGUUAUGAUCAUUAAAACUGUUCAGGAACUGAGUCGUCCCGAGUGAUUUUGAAUAUACAGUAUGAAGGAUAGCUGUUGACCCUUUAGGUUACCCUUGGAAUCAACAUCAAG